Messenger RNA from Nicotiana tabacum (common tobacco), 1424 nucleotides. RefSeq lists its product as uncharacterized. Lineage: Eukaryota; Viridiplantae; Streptophyta; Magnoliopsida; Solanales; Solanaceae. The record is from RefSeq and is a predicted model, not a curated record. Gene Ontology annotation, molecular function: protein binding.
AAAAUGAAAAGACCAUUUAUCCAAAUUGAAGCCCAUCCCGUAUAUUCCGACCUCCCUCAAAUUGGUUGCACGACAACGACAAGCACUCGUAAUUUAAUCCCGAACACAGAUACUGGAUAAACAUAAACUAUCCCACUUUUCAAUAGAUUACCUUCAAAAUCUUUGCUGGAUAUUUUUCUUCGAGCAAAAAGAUCCGAAACAGAUUAAUUUUCAUCGCCAAAUGCAAUCACUUAGUUUUAAUCUUACUGCCGGAACCAAAGUGUCAUGGCCUGGUCGAUUUAAUCAGGGAGAUGGAAGUAAGCAACAAAUUCACAUCAGAGGAAAUGUGAAGAUGUUUAGAAUUAUGGCGUGUGCGCCUGAGAUGAAUAGUGGUGCAGAGAGCCAGAGUUCUAGUCCGAGUCCGAGUCCGAGUCCAAGUGAGAGUUCCUUCCUUUCCCGUAGCCAGACCUAUGCACUUUUGAAACAGCAAAUGGAAGUCGCCACCAAAUCUGAGGACUACAAGCAGGCAGCGAGACUUCGUGAUUCAUUGAAAAUAUUUGAGGAUGAAGAGCCUGUUUUGCGGCUUAGGAGAUUGUUGAAAGAGGCUAUUGCAGAAGAGAGGUUUGAGGAUGCAGCGAGGUACCGUGAUGAGUUAAAGGAUGUCGCUCCGCAUUCUCUCUUGAAAUGUUCGAGUGACGCAACCACACUGGGUAUCAGGGUUCAAGUUAGAAGCGUGUAUAUAGAAGGUCGAAGUCAUCCAUCAAAAGGCCUUUAUUUUUUUGCUUAUAGAAUAAGAAUUACCAACAACUCAGAUCGUCCUGUUCAACUUCUGAGAAGGCACUGGAUCAUCACUGAUGCUAACGGAAAAACAGAAAAUGUCUGGGGAAUUGGUGUCAUUGGUGAACAACCAGUAAUACUUCCCAACACUGGUUUUGAAUACUCAUCUGCAUGCCCAUUAGGAACUCCAAGUGGAAGAAUGGAGGGUGACUUUGAGAUGAAGCAUAUUGAUAAGGUAGGCUCACGGACGUUCAAUGUUGCCAUUGCUCCUUUCUCUCUAUCCAAAGUUGGAGAUGGCAGUGACACCUUUUCAGAUGGGAGCUGAGAAUGUUGUGAAGAAAGUAAGAGGGAGGUUUAGCACGUCAUUUGCACAACUUAUAUAUAUAGUUUUAGGCAAAGUCUGUGUUGUAAUUGCUUGGUAGACAAUAAACUCAUGAUAUCUGAUUCGUUGGGUGUUAGAUCAAAUGUUGCCCAUAGAUGUAACAUAUUCCUUCGGGUAGCAAAUAUGGAUUUUAGGGAUCUCUUGUAUUGAUGUGGAUGUCAUUGAUUCACAUCUUGCAAGCUUGAAAGAUCAUUUGUAAUUUGCAAAUGUAUAUAGGAUGUAAUUGAACUGUUUAUAUGUUUUCUUCGGCCUUUUGGCGAGGUAUAUAUGUCCAUUAGUUUGAACU